This is a messenger RNA of Styela clava, 8464 nucleotides long. The record is from RefSeq and is a predicted model, not a curated record. NCBI's taxonomy places the organism in Eukaryota, Metazoa, Chordata, Ascidiacea, Stolidobranchia, Styelidae.
AAUAUUGGUCUAUUGUAGACCACUUAUAUUUGCUUUGUAUAAAGAAGUGAAAUGGAGACUCCCAUGUUUUAAUUAACUCGCUUGAAUUGUUGCUAUGAUACAAAUGUGAGAUACUAAUUCAACAAACAUUCUCAAAACAAACAAUAUGAGAAAAUCACAAUCUUCUCACAGUCGAAUUCCUAGCGCUGAUGAUGCUGCUGUGCCUAAGCUACCUCCGUCAAUCACUCCAAGAGCUUCUUCAGUCCCUGGAUCUCGUAUUCCUUCCCCCACAAGGUCAAAGGUUGCACCUAAACCCAGAAGUAGGGCCUCAACCCCACAAAGAUCUCGUUCGUCAAGUAUAUCUCCAAUUCGAGCAAGUAUGACAAGUCCGCAAAUAAGUCCGAUAAGAACAAGUUAUGCAAGUCAAGAUUUAUCUGCUUCUGAUGGCCAAGGUUCUGGACGAAAUCUUGUUAGAUACAUCACACACGACAUGAUUAAGAGAUUGUCAAAAAAUAAUGACCAGCUGGAUCAAGUCAGAUCAUUGAAUUUCACUCUCUCAGGAGAGAAAAAAAUUAGAUACAUUGAAAACCUUGAAGAUUGCAGGAAUCUGACAUCACUCAACUUUAGCGGAAAUGUCAUUCAAAGAAUUGAGAAAAUUGAUCAUCUUACUAAAUUAAGAGAACUUAAUCUAGCCAACAAUCAAAUAAGCAAAAUUGAAGGAUUAGAAACCUUGACGAGUCUACAAUCAUUGAAUUUGAAUGGGAAUAUGAUCGAGACGAUUCCUAUAUGGUUUGUCAAGAAAUUAAGAGCAAUGAGGAUACUGAGGAUUGGACAUAACCAGAUCUCAUCAUUGUCAGAAAUUGUGAAACUUCGUAAUUUUCAUGAUCUGCAAUCACUUACUAUUGCUGGGAAUCCAUUGUGCGAUUUGGCACAUUAUCGUUCCUACACAGUAUUUCAUCUUCGAACUGUUGAUCAACUUGAUGGACAAAAUGUCACUGUUAAUGAAAGAUCUGCUGCUAAUACAAGAUUUGCUCAGGAUGAAAUUGACAGACUGGCACGAGAAUUGAACAAGACAUCUGAGGAAUUUAAGACAUUACAGGAUCAACAUAAUGAAUCAUUAGAAAAUCUCGAUGCAUUGAAUGCAAGAGAAAGAGAAUUGACAGACAGAGAUCAAAUUAAUAACGAGACAAGAGAAGAAUUAGAAGUUGAAUUAGAUGCAAAAGAUGAGUUGCUUAAGAAAAAAGCGAAAGAAUUGCAAAGAUCUCAAGCAAAACAAUACAAACUGGAACAAGAACUUGCGUUUUAUAAAUUAGAUGCAAAAUUUGAACCUUUGAAUUUUCCACGAACACUCUCUGAUGAAGAGGAAGAUGAUGAAGACAGUCCUUACAUUGGGAAAUCACCUUUCAAGAAAAAUCAAUUUGCUGUUGAAGGAAGAGUUCCUGGGAGAAAAGGUGGAGCUGCCGCAUUGGAUGCUUCUUUGCAAGAGAAAGAAAGAUUAUUGGAAGAAGCUGCAAAUCGACUCGCCCAACUUCAACGAGAGUUAACAGACACACAGAAACAAAUUGAAGAUGCCAAUCGUGAAAUGUCUCGACUCGAGAGAGACAAUAUGGAAAGAUCAAUGUCUGAAGAUGAGAAACAAAAACUCAGGAAAAGAUUGGCUGCAAAAAUACAGAAAGUUUGCAAGUUGAAAGAAUCAGCAGAAGAAUUGGAAGAACAACUACAGAAAGAUCGUGCAGAAUUAAGAAAAAGUCGACAAGAACUUGAUAAAAUGAAAGCUAAAUUGAAGAAAAUGGAUCCAAACAGUCCUGAAUAUGCAAGACUCCGAGCUCAGAUGAUCGACAAAGAAAAACAAAUUGAUGAUUUGAAUCGACGAAUAAAAGAAAAUGAAACUCAAUUGAACAGAUUAAUCAAAGGAAUUGCUGUUGAUACAGAAACUAUCAAGUUAUUGGAAGAGCAGUUAGCAAAAGGAACAAUGACAGCUGAUGAUGGAUUGAAAGGAGAAUUAGAAGAUAUAGUUGGUGGACUUCAAGAUUAUAUUCUGAAUGUUCGACAAAAAGCAAAUGCUCAACAGACUGAAUUUGACAAUCUCCUCCGAGACAGAGAUAGAUUGGCAAGAAAAUUACAGGCAAUAGAAAGAGAGAAAAGUCAACUUGAGGAAGAUGCCGACGAUUAUUCACAACUACAACAACAGGUGUCAGUUUUGGGUGAACUGAAUGAUUUAUUACAAGCGACACAAGAUUUAAACGAAUCAAUGAUGAGAGGCGGAACCAAACCAAAGACGCAGACGGAGACAGUUGCUCUCGAUCCAAUAUCUGCUCUUAAUACUUUGAAAACUCUUAAUGAUUCAUUGAAUGAAAUGCGAGAGAUCAAUGAUGCAUUGCAGAGAGAAGCAAGUGAAUUGAGUGUCCAUGAUCAGGCUUUACAAUCUCAACUAGAAGAUGCUGAAAAACAAGUCGAUAAAUUAUCUCGAUCUUUACGAGAUGUCCAAGGCCAAGGGAAAACUGAUCGUGAUCAGUUAGACAAGCAAAUGGAAACAACUGCUCGAUUACAAAAUGUUGUCGGAGAUAAAGAAGCCGAAGUCAGUGGAUUGAGAAAAGAAUUGAAAAAAGCUAGGGCUGCAAAUGAAAAACUUGGCCAUGAUCUCGCCAACAGAAGCGCACAAUAUAAUGAAGCAAUUGGAUCCCUGGUGCAACCAGAAGAUGUUGCCAGACGUAUUGCGCAAUUGAAAGAUGCAUUGAGGCGUGGCGAUCGUUCAACUAUGACCCCGGAUAGUGAUAUGGAUGAAGUAGGAAAAGCAUUGGUCGAUUUACAGAAAAUAUUAAUGGAUAUGCUGGGUCGAGAAGCAGAGGAGCGAGAGGCUGCAGAAAAAAGACUGAAUGAUCUUGAAAGGCAUAUGGCCAAAUUGAAAGCAAAAUUAUUAGAGGCUCAGAAAGAAUACAAGGAAACAAUGGAAGCCGCUACAAAUGCUAAAUUAGAAGCUGAAAAAAAUAAACAUAAACAAAACAUGGAGAGACUGGAAGAUGAGAUUGAUCAAUUGAAGAAUAAAUUAAGAAUGGCUGAAGAUGAAGUGGAUAAAGCUCGUGAGAAAGCAGGAGAUGAAGUUGAGAGAUUGAGAGAAGAAUUUGGUGAGAGAAGUGAAAGAGCAAAGUUGCGAGACGCCAGGACUCAACAAGAUCUCAGGGAUUUAGAACGAGAGCUCGGAAAUACGAAACGUUUGUUGAAAGAUAAGGAUUCGUCAACUAUGAAACAAUUGAAUGACAAUGAAGAUGAAAUUGCAAGAUUGCAUGCCAAGCUAAAAAAAUUACAGGAUGAUCGACUGCGUGAUUCUAGAGCUGCUGCAGAUGCGGAUGCUGCUGCUCUUCGUGCCAAACGUGAUUUACAAAAUGCUGAUGAUGAAAUAAAGGCUUUGAGGGACUUGCUGAGAGCUCAGGAAUUUAAGGAUUCUCAUCUUGAUCGAGACACAUUGAGAGGAUUACGUGAUACGCUCACAACGAAACAAGAUGAAGUUGACAGGUUGAGGAGAAUGUUGAGUGGUUUGAAGGAUGAUAGCGCUGAGGAGAUUGCAAACCUAUUGAACGAAAUAGAUGCAUUGAGGAGAGCAUUAGCUGGACAUAAUAAUCAAAUCAGAGGAUUGGUGCCUGUUGGUGGAUACUAUCAAUUUGUACCAUACUCUGGUGGAGGUGACCCAGGAGGAAAGUGGGUUUAUAUAACACCUGGAUCAUCAAGACGUUCUCCAUUGAAAAGAUCGUAUGUUGAACCUCCACCUGGUCCUCCAACUGGAUAUAUUGUAGAGGGGGCAACUCAAGCACCAGUGCUCACUCCUGGAACACCUGGUAUGAUUGCAAUGGGGGAAGAUGGCAUUCCUAUGCUUGUACCAUUAGAAGGAUACUUCUGUAAUGUCCCUGAGCAUCAUCAUUUGGAAGAUGAUAUUGCUGAACUACAGGACGCUCUUGCAAAAUGUCGAAAGAAGAAGAAAGCCUGUAAAAAAGAAUUAGAAGAAAGUUUUCAAAUUCAAGAUUUGGAAGAAAGAAAAAUACAACUCGAUGCUGAAAUAUCUGAACAAGAGGCAACUCUCACAAAAUUACGAGAUGAUGAAGAACGAAUAUCAAAAGAAAAAAUUGAAGUUUCAAAUGAACUUGCUGGUUUGAAAUCAGAAUUAGCAAGAAGAUUGAAGAGGAAAAAUAUGUUAGAAGGUGAAGUGAAUACAUUACUUGGAGAAAUGCAGAUGGAACAUUCUCUUGCGCAACAUGAUGAUCUGUCAGAAGAAUUAGAAGAAAUGGAAAGAGAUUUGCAAAGGAAACGAACUGAAUUAAAAGAAGCCGAGAAAAGACUCCAUAUUGCUAAACAUGAAGAAAAAGAAGCUACUAAGAAGGCUGAAAUUAUGCAGAAAAGAUUUGAAGAUUCCCAAGUAAAAUUAAAUGAUUCUGAACAAGAUAGUAUUGAAUUAGAACGAAGAGCAAGAGAUAUUGGUGUACAAUUGGUUCGUGCUCACAAAGAACUACGCCAAUUACAAAUGCAAACUAAGAAUGCAGAAUCACAGAGAAUACAACUGGAAGAUGAUUGUCAACAAUUAACAAGGUUGAUCACAAACAAAGAAGCAGAAUUCACAGCUUUGGAACAAAAAACUGAAAACAUGACGAUGAAUCUUGAAAGACUGCAAUCAGAAUUGCUUCUUGCAGAAGAAAAACAAACAGAGCGACUUUCUACUCUGAGAGAAAGUGAAAAAAUUUUGGUUGAACGUCGAGAUGAAUUAAAUAAAAUCAAAGAACAAAUCUCAAUACAAAGAGAAGAAAUUGAAGCUCUCGAUAGAUUGAUUGGUAAAAGAGGAACAGAAGCCCAGUUGCUGCAGGAAAACAUAGAACAACAACAAAAUGAACUGGCAACAGUAUUACGAGAAGGUCAGACAGAUGUUCAAGAAAAACAAAAAUUAAUUAAACAACUUAAACAACAAGUUGAAGAAUUUUCAAACCAAAGAGCUGAACUUGAAAUCCAGGUUUCAAGCAGAAAAGAAGAAAUUACGAAACUCAGAGAAAUGAAUGAUAAAUCAACCGAGGAAUUACAGAAUAAAAUAUCAGAAAUAAGCAAGCACAAAAGUGAGUUGAAACAUGUUCUUGAGAUGUUGAAGUUGGAACAUCAGGAUUUAGAAAGUUUACGUCAACAACAUGAAACAAAACUCACAGAACUCGAUAAAACACAGCGACAUCUACUGGACGAAAGAUCAGAACUUGAUCGACUUCAGAUGGAAACGCAAAGACGAACUGCGGAAGUGGAGAGAAAUAAACAAAUGGUGGAUAAAUACAGAUCGGAUGUUGAUCAUUUAACAACAGAGAGAAGUACAUUAGAAGAUACCGUUAAUUCAUUGACCAAAGAAAAAGAAUAUUUAUCUGAGCAAUGUGGUCAUCUUGAGGAAAAAUUCCAAACUACAAAGCAGGCCGUAUUAGAAGCUCGACUUGGGAUUGAUAAAUCUAAAGCAACACUAGAUCAACUAGAACGUGAUGUGGUUCAAGAAAGGAAAGAAGUGAAAGAAGCAAAUAAAGAGAAAUCUAUGCUGACUAAAGAGGUAGCUCAUCUACGUAACACAGCACGAGAUAUUAAAUCGGAACUUGUCUCAAGUCAAACAGAACUUGAUGAAUUACAACAACAUAUGCAAACAUUAGAAGAGGAACUCCGUGCAUCGACUAAAAAGAGAGAUGAAAUAUUAUUGGAAGUUACUGGAUUACGAGAAGAUGCAAAACAUAGAUCUCAUCAAGUUGAAUCUCUGUCACAUGAUGUCUCUAGAAAGCAAGAUGAAAUUGAAAAAUUAACGAGAGAAUCGAACGAAAAACAAAUGAAACUUGAAGAAAGGGAAAGAGAAUUGUCAAAUUUAAUUCGUGAGGUUGAGAGAGAAGAAGAGAGACUGUCUCGUAUUAUUACUCAACUAAACAAUGAAAUUGAGAGAAUGAAAAAAGAUCUCGCAGAGAAGAAAGAUCAAUUAGAGAGUGCUGUCAUGCAGAGAGAUGCAGUCAAGCGUGACAUGGACAGACUUGGACAUGUCGAUCAAAACUUCAAAGAAGUUGAAAGCAAAGUUGCGGAAUGUCAGUCACAGAUCAGCGCACUCGAAGAUGAACUUGCUGAAGUGGAACGUGACAGAGCUGAGGUGAAAGGUCAACUCUCGGCAGCUCGAGGAGAAAUUGAAGCUUUGAAUAUUGAGAAUGAACAUGAGAGGAAUAAAUUAGCACAAAAGAUCGAUGAUCUUCAACAAGAACUCGGUCGAACAAAAACACGAGACGCAGCUGAGAUUGCAUCGUUAGAACAAACUGCACAAGAUCAUUGUAACAGAGCAACUAGACUUGCUAACGAACUUAAUAAUUUGAGAGAAGAAUUCAUCAAUGCAAAGAAGAUCUUCAGAUCACAAGAAGAAGAAACAGAGAAACAGCAAUUAGCUCUUGAACGUACUUUGAGUAAUUUGAAAUCAGAAUUGAGGUCAGAGGUCAUUCAAGAUGAGACUGGAGAUAUUGAGAAUUCUCGAUCUCAUGCCGAUGAAAUGAAUAAAUUAUACGAUGAAAGAGAAACAAACCAAAGAAAAAUGCAUACAUUACGAGAGAUCCAAAGAUCGUGUUCACCUCCAGCAAAAGCUCCUGUAUCGAUCCUUCGAAAAACAUCUGCACCUCGAGUGAGGCACGUAGAUAAUAAUACAUCAUCAAUGCAAUCGUUGCGUGAACAACUUGCUGCUCAACAAGAGGAAAUUGCUUCACAAAUUAGACGACAGAUGUCUCGCCAUCGUGAAGCAUGGGAGGAAAGGAAAAAACAAUCAGAAGGAAAACUUGAAUCAUUGAGAAGAAAAGUUGAUAAUUUGGAUGAAUUGGUCAGCAACACAUCAAUGAAUUCAUUAUCACGAACCAGAGAUCAACCAUUAGAUGAAUCAUUACCUGGUAGACGAACUCCAACAUUCAGAGACAAUAAUAUUUUACCUGAAAGAGACUAUUAAAAGUUGAGAAAAUUACCAUAAUGAAAAGUUUGUUGAGACUAUUUGAGAUAGUAAUCAUGCUUCUAUAAGAUCUCAAUUUAAAAUCCAGCGUAUGAGUUUGUGAUUUAGCAGCUUUAUAUUGAAGCAGUGAAAGAAGAAACCUCUUUGCAAUGAAACUUCGUUUCACCACAGAUUCUUCAAAAAUUGACGCUGUUCUUCUUAAAAUGAAAAAGUCCUAAAUAUAUCUGACCACUUUUUAAAAGCAAAAAUCUGUGAUUAUUUAGGGCUCAAUAUAAUAUUUUUCAUGAUUUAAUAUUUUGUUUGUUUAUAAUCCCCGUUGUCUAUGGUUACUGAUAUAAGUCGAUCUUCAACCUCAAUUUUCUGUGAUUAUUUGUAAUUUUCAUCUGAAUGAAGCAGAAAUUUUAUGUGAUUUUUUUUUAUAAAUAGUUAUCGAAAAAUAUCAAUUUAUCUCCAUCAAAUAAAUCCAAGUUCCGAGUGGUUCUUGUGUAUUCAGCAGCUUUCUACUGUGACAUUGAUUUUCCAUUUCAUUUUCCUCACCAUGUCAAUAUUAUGACAAUUUACACAUUUUGUAUAUAAUUUUAUAUAUAACUACUAAAAUAUUGCUACUCUAGUAUAUUCCUCAUUUCACCACACUACAUAAAUGUAUAAUACACAUCAAUGAUUGAAAAACGAUUAUGUUUUUAUGCACCUGUGUCUUCAAUUUUUGCUGAAUUCUCACUGUUAUAUAUCUUUCACACCGUCCAAUUAUUUAUUCAAUAUUUGUAAAAAAAAUAAUAAGAAUUGUGCCUUAGGAUUUUAGCACUUACCUCACUUUGUAUGUUUGAGAUUUUUUAGAGCACUAAAUUAUAUAUAUUGUGCCAUAUUUGCCUUGUAGAUGUUUCAUGUUUAGUUUUGUGACAAUUUUUUUUAAAUUAGAUUAGUACACGUACUAAAUUAUUGUUGUUGAACUCAAAUUUCUUGUUACCUACUAGACUCGCUUCGAAUGUUCAAUAGGUAAAGAGGUAGGUAAAUACUUUUAUUUGUUUUCUGUGGGCGACGUUAAGGCCACUUUUACCCAUAUUUUGCCUACAAUCAAUUGAGAUUUUUAACAAGAUAAGUGUGGUACUGCUCAGCAAAUAAUGUACCAAGGAAAGGACUCUAUGUUUACAUAUUAAGCAUUCUCUGUUGUUACUCUGUACUUCAGACUGUUCAGUUGUUGUAUCCUACUCGUCUUUGAUUUCAGUCUAAAUAUAUUUGAAUAGUUCUUCCAACAGGCAUCUGGUCUUCCAAGAAUACAGUUUUUUUACUUACACUGAGUGGUUUGGGUAAAUAAAUGUCAGUAUCUCUUUAGAAUCGAUUAACGAUUUAUAUUUGUGUCUACCGUCUGUAUAUCUAACGUCUCGUCUUCUUGCCUUCUGAUAUUUGUUUGUAUUUUAUGUUAGUGUAUGUAUGUUUGUGCAUUGUGUACUGAUGAACAUUUCACAAAAUAAGUUUUAUUUUUUUAAUUGUUCGUAGGAAAUAUAUUCUUGACAAAAUAAA